Molecule: messenger RNA, 885 nt
Organism: Lytechinus pictus (painted urchin)
Lineage: Eukaryota; Metazoa; Echinodermata; Echinoidea; Temnopleuroida; Toxopneustidae
Product: dentin sialophosphoprotein-like
Exons: 1
Coding region: 1-885 (294 amino acids)
Source: RefSeq, a predicted model, not a curated record
AUGGGUUUUAAGGCCACACCUCUCGUGACCAUUCUGAUUCUUACAGUGGUAUCAGCUCGUUUGAUCAAGAAUCAUGCCGAAAGCGUUUCCAAAUCAGACAGCCGGGGAGACGGAAGAAGAUGGAAUAAAGUUCUGAAUCCUAUUCAACUUUGGGUAGACAAGGACAAGCGUGAAGUUGUCCCAGACGUGGCGAUCACUGGCACAGCGAAAGCCGUACCGGACGCCGAUGUGACCAUCCAAAGCCAUAGCGACCACGGUGAGGAAGAUUAUCCGCCAUUUCCUGACGGCGAUGAUAUCGACACAAGUAAUGAGAGAAACGGGGUCGAUACGACCAGUCGGUCAAUGGAGAGCGAUAAUGAUCGCGACACUGACGAUCACUCGAAGGACACGAGAGACAAGAGCGAUGACGAUAGCGACUCGUCGGAGAGCAGCGCCGAGAGCGAUUCGGGAAGUCGUCAGAGCCGAAAGGUAAGCAAGGAAAGCGGCAACGACAGUCGACUGAAGCGAGGCGCAGCAUACCGUGAGAACCAUGAGAGCAGUCAUUCUGGAGUUUCUGAAAGCGAUAGCAACAGCAGGCAGAUGUUUAGGAGGCAGGCGGAUGACGUCAGCAACGAAGAAGACGAUGAUUCUAACAGUAGACUUAAAAGAAGCACCAGCAAUGAACAGGACAACAGCGCCGACAGCAGAUAUAGAAGAAAUGCGAUCGAUGUCAGCCGCUCUAACAGCGGACAGGUGAGCAGUGCUGACGAUGAUAGCGCCGAUAGCCGUCAGAAAAAGGAGAUCCACGAGAGCGGUGAUGACGACGAAGAGGACAAUUCGGAUGAACAAACACAAAGAGACAAUGCAAGACCCGUCGAGCCACCUACCAUAGGCGCUCAACCGUGA